This is a messenger RNA of Drosophila ficusphila, 4779 nucleotides long. It is a transcript of the gene pwn, whose product is annotated as mucin-12. The record is from RefSeq and is a predicted model, not a curated record. Gene Ontology annotation, molecular function: calcium ion binding. NCBI's taxonomy places the organism in Eukaryota, Metazoa, Arthropoda, Insecta, Diptera, Drosophilidae.
CUUAUUCGGCUUUGCCCAGCUGGUGAAAUUUUCCAUUAUUAGCGUUAUUUAUGUGCAAAAUCUAAUUGAAAAUAACGUGCAACAGCGCUGCACGCAAAAACAUCAAUCAAGUCGCGCGAUUGCAAUCGUGUGAUUAAUGGAAACGCUUUGAGCCUAAACACACACGGUUAAAGCCAAAAUAUGCCUCGCCAAAGCUCGGUUCGUCAAUAAAAACAACAAAUACCGAAAAUAAAUAAUAGAAACCCCUGACAAUAACCUCGAAGAGGUAAAGAGUGUGGCCGCGGAACUCGGAGUUUAUGCAAACAUGCGACGAAAGCCACAGAAUUUAACACACAACACACAAUCGAGUAGAGCCGAAGACAGAGGCGGAGGCGGAGGAGGGGCUCUGCGAGUCGGAGGAGGGGGCCGAGGCACUUCCCUGCCAUCAGCAAGUUCCAACAAUAGAAUGCCAAGAGACCAUCGACACUUGAUGGCCGCGGUCGUGUCGACGUUGCCACUGGCUCUUCUGCUGCUCCUCGUUCAAGUAACAGCUGGCCAGCAACAGAGCAUCUCGCAGAUAUCGCCGAAGUCGAGCAGCCAUCGCAGUCCGGCCCGCCUGAGCAUCGAGAGCACCGUGGCGGACUCCAUAAACGGACUGGCAGAAGGACUUUCAAUGCCCCAUGGUGUCAAUGAGAACGAGGCGCGGGCGGAGCGAGUGGAGCGCUCGGCGUCGCCCAUCCUGAACGACCGCCAGCCCAUGGGACCCAACGACGUCAACUUCCCGGAGGACCUGGAGAAGGACGUCUCGGCAGGGAGGUACUUCCACUACAACAUCAAGCCGACGGGCACCUUCGACAACCAGGAAGAGCAGCCUGAGCGAACGCACGCGGGGAUCAGGGCCGGGAAGACGCUCUCGGGGGGCGGCAGCAGCUCGGAGCAGUCUUUUUUAGGGCGGGGGGACCUGCGACCGCAAGUGUCGGGGUCCCCGAUCCGGCCGAGUCCGAGCAGUUCUGCCACCUCAGCGACGCCGGUAGCCAGUGCCACCCAGUCGCCGAGUAACCCGCGCCAGAACGGAAACCCCGACAUCCAGGACAUCAUCACGGGAAUCGUUAAGCUCCUGAACGGCAACGUCAAUGUCCACGCGAAUACCCAGGGGGUGAGGCGUCCCUCGGCCAGCAGGAUCAACAACAGGGGUCCGCCGAGGAUCUCCGAGGCCCAGAACCUGCCCAUCGACUACGAGGCCCAGAAGCCCGGCACUUCGAUGCGACCGCCGCCGUAUCCCUUCGACCGACCGGACCGUCCCUUCAUCACGGGUGUCCCCAUUCCGGAGCAGAUCGUGCCCGUGCGUCCGGGGUUCGUGAGCAACCGUCCGCCGUGGUACCGCAACAAGCCACGCCCACCGAUUGCCACGAGUGUGGGCGGCAACCGGAGACCGCUCCCGCAGUACAAACCGCUCCCGGCUCCGCAGGUCCAGACCCAGACUUCUGCCCAGCCCCAGGAACCGAUGGACAAGAAGAACGAGCAGGAGAAGGAACAGAGUCAACCGCAACUAGGGGAAGAUGUGGUGCUACCAACGGACACCACCUACGACUCGGAGUUCUCCAACGAGGACGCCAACGCCCAGUACAUCGAGGUGUCCGACCAGGACACGGAUGCCACCAGUGGUGGAGAGGUCGAGGAUGAACUGCAACCGCCUCCCGCUCCACCGUCCACCACCAACAAUCCCCCAACUGCACCAACCACUCCGUCGAAGAAGAAGCACAAGCCGAAACCAGUGGGUGAAAAGAGGAAGGAGUCCCCCGCGGAUGAGGGCUUCACCACCACCAUCAUCGAGACCAGCUCGGUGGUGCACACUGUGAUAGGCAUGACCUCCACCUAUGCGCCCAUGUCCAUGGACAGUUCGGAGAGCCUGGGUCUGGAUCCCUCCACCGAGGAGGUGAUCUUCAUGACCGCCAACCGAACACCCGGGCUGGAAAACAGCGCCACCUCCUCGCUGACCAUCUCCUCGUCCUCGAGUCCCGCUCCAGUCAUCCAGCCCACGUCCUCCACAGAAUCCACUACCACCAGUACCAGUACCAGUUCCAGAACGACCACCACCACCAGCUCCAUCUCAACCACCACCACUACCACCACCACCACCACCACCAACCCACCACCUGCCUCGAGUUCCACGGAGAGUGGGCCGCCUAACAGUUCCAAUGCUAACACCAAUGCCACUCCGCCCGCCCCCUACCAUCCCCGUCCCGGGAUCGUCCUCGAUGACCCCGAGUUCAAGCCCGGCGGUCGGCCACGCCCACCCAACCAGCGGCCGCCCAACGCCCAGCAGACCCUCCCCCUGCCGGCGGUGCAGCCCACGCGGCAGCAUUUGCCACCCGGCUACGGGGAGAUCUUCGACGUGACCCUGUCCGCCAUCCAGGGACCGGGACCCAAGGGCAGCGGCUCCCAGCAGACGAUCAACAUCAAGCCGUACGGAACCUACGCGGCGGGCGGAGGGCAGGGCGACAUCAUCGUGUCCGCCUCAGAUGCCCCAGCGGGAGCCACCUCUCCGGCCACGCGACUGCCCCAGUUGCCUGGCUCAGGAUCGGGAUCGGGAUCGGGAUUGGGAUCAGGAUCGGGAUUAGGAUCGGAAUCGGGAUCGGGAUCAGCAGCUAGUGCCAGCAGUGGUAGUGGUAGUGGUGGCUCCAGCUCACCUGCUGUUCCACCGAACGCGGUCACCCAGAGCAGUGGUGGCUACGUGGUGCCCGAAACGGAGGUGGUGGACCUCCAGGGACACAGCAAGCCCCAGGGAGGAGGCCCUUCGACCACGAAUGCAGGACCCACGAGGCCCCACUACCGCCAGAGGCCGACGCAGCCGCCCGUGAGGAUCGACACCUGCAUUGUGGGCGACGAUUCCACCUGCGAUCAGGCGCAGCACGAGCGGUGCAAGACGGACAACGGCGUCUCCAGCUGCCACUGCAGACCAGGAUACUCCCGGCGAAAGCACCGGGAACCGUGCCGACGGGUCAUCUCAUUCCAUCUGGGCAUGCGCGUCGACCGCAUCUACGAGCACCGAAUUGUCUGGGACACCAAGUUGAUGGACAAGCACAGCGAACCCUUCGGACAACUCAGCUAUGAGUCCAUAAGAGCGCUGGACUCCGCCAUGUCGAUGACGCCCUACUCAGAUGAGUUCAUGGAAGCGAAGGUGAACAACAUUUACCGAGGCGAUCCCAACUUGGGUGGCAGCGGAGUGUACGUGAACAUGACCAUCAAGCUGGACGAGAGUGUGGAGACAUUGCGACCCAAUCUGCGAAGUGACGUUCAGAAACAUCUGUUAGGAGUUCUCCACCGACGAAACAACAACAUUGGCAACUCCGUGCUGUACGUAAGUUCUCCCGAAGGAGCGGUGUCCGCCCUCCAGGAUUUGGAUGAGUGCCAGUCGCCUGAGCUGAAUGACUGCCACUCUGGAGCCAGUUGCACGAACACCUGGGGCAGUUUCCGCUGCGCCUGCGAGGCGGGACUCCGGGAUCCGUGGGCCGACCAGCCAGCGAGAUCCGGACGAGAGUGCCAGGCAUGCGCGGACUCGGUUUGCAACAACCAUGGCACCUGCAGUUACGCGGAGGACGGAUCCCAGGUGUGUUCCUGCGACUCCAGCCAUUAUGGAGCCCAGUGCGAGAUCGACGGCGAGGUGCUGGGCGUGGCCAUCGGCGCCUCCGUGGCGGCCAUCAUCAUCAUCGUCCUGACUUUGGUUUGCCUCAUUAUGUGGUCUCGGCGUUGGCAGCGGGAGCAGAAGAACGCCAUGGGUUCGCCCGUAUUUGGUUACAUGAACACCGCGCCACUGAAGUCCGCCGGAUUGCCACAGGCUGGUUACCAGGUUACUUUGGAGGACCGCAUGCGAUGGGCGCAGAUAGCUGAUGUCAUGGCUCAAACCAAUCACUACGGGCAGGCUGAGCCCAUUGGACCCACGCGACCCUCGUCGGCGAUGUUUGCGUACCCCACCCUGGGAGCCAUGGGGAUGGGCACCUUGGGCGGAAUGUCACUCCAGAGCACCAUGCAGAUGCACCCCAGUGCCACGCUGGCGCCUCCCGUGCCCUUGCCCAGAAGACUUGGCCUGGGUCCCCGCUCAAAUGGAAUGAGAACCCUGGAGAACUCCAGUUCGAGCGAGGAGGAGGAUCGCGCCGAUCUGCUGGGGCGCAACUUCCAAGUGCCGCGCCCCAAGAGUCGCAGCAACGGCAGCAUAGCGAACCAAUCUGGCAUCUACUACGAUGUGGACUACGAGCCGUCUGGCAACGGGAUCGGCAACUCAAGCGUGGAUCACCUGUACGGGUCGCACAACCAGUCGGCGACGCACUCGUCGGGCCACAGCCACAUCCCGGGACCCCAGGGCAUUCCCAUGAGCACGUACACCUCGGGACGAGCUCCCAGCAGCUACUACAUGAAGUGACCUCCCGUCGGAGGAAGAUCGAAACCCUGUACAUAUGCAACCUAGGUUAAGGCGACUAAAACCCUUUUCCACUGCAGUCCCCGCGGCGACUGCAGCUGAGACGCGUUUUGAAGGACCCUUUUUAGCAUGAGAAACGUAGACUUAGGACUAUCAGUAGGCUCCAUCUAGACGUACACGAUGCAAACAACAACUAAUCAUUAAUUUUAGACCCUAUUUUAAAAACUUAAAUUAUUUCACUGCUGUCCACUCAAAGUCAAAAUCCCUAAAAUAGUUGCUUAGCUUACUUUAAUGUUUUAAAAUUUAUAAACUUAGUUAAGUUCAUGUAGCGAAAAUGUCUGUUUAUGUAUAUAAAUAAAUAAAAGAUCUGAAUUUACCGUGGA